Messenger RNA from Aureobasidium vineae, 456 nucleotides. NCBI's taxonomy places the organism in Eukaryota, Fungi, Ascomycota, Dothideomycetes, Dothideales, Saccotheciaceae. The record is from the annotation of a GenBank genome assembly.
AUGGCACAAAGAGCAACCGCAACCUGCUUCUGCGGCACCGUCCAACUCGAACUAGUUCNNCCAGUCGAAGGCGACGACCUCACCCAAGUCUUCGUCUGCCACUGCACCGACUGCCGCAAACUCACCGCCUCAGUCUUCACCACCGCCUUCGUAGUANAAGACUCUUCCCUCACCCACCUCCGCGGCGAGGACAAACUCUCCCAAUACGCAACCUCUGCAACCAUAGCUUCCGGCAACACAAUGACGAAUUUCUUUUGCAAGGGCUGUGGGACGUUGAUGUAUAGACGCAGUUCUGGGUUUCCGGGACUGAGUAUUACGAGGGUGGGUACGGUGGACGACUUGGAGUUGCAUGAUACGAAGUUGAAGCCCAGGGUGGAGAUUUGGUGUCAGAGUAGGGUGGCGUGGUAUGGAGGUGUUGAGGGGAUUAAGCAGUCGCAGGAUCAGGCUGCACUUUAA